CGAUACUUUUGAGUUAACAUGUUAAAUGUGCAAAGAGCCAAAAUUCUGAGGCACUGUAUCCGCCUUGCCACACAACGACUUUGCCACACAGAUGUACGCGUGCGUUUUGCGCCCAGUCCCACGGGCUAUUUGCAUCUUGGCGGUUUGCGUACAGCGCUUUAUAACUACCUUUUCGCCCGGCAUUCGGGCGGCAAAUUUCUGUUGCGCAUCGAGGACACAGAUCAAACGCGGCUGGUGCCCGGCGCCACGGAGCGUCUCAUUGAGGAUCUGCUAUGGGUGGGCAUUGAAAUCGAUGAGGGACCGGGCUUUGGCGGUACACAAGGCCCGUAUAUACAAAGCCAGCGCAGGCAGCUUUACAGUGAAGCUGUUGAACGCCUGCUGGCAAACGGCAGCGCCUAUCGCUGCUUUUGCACGGAACGUCGCCUGGAACUGUUGCGCAAGGAGGCGCUGCGCACCCGGCAAGUGCCGCGAUACGACAACAAGUGUCGUCAUUUGACGAGAGAGCAGUUGGAAUCGCUGCUGGCCAAGGGCACGCCACACUGCAUACGCUUCAAGCUGACGGAGCACGAGGAGCCACUGCAGGAUCUCAUCUAUGGCAGCGUGCAGCACAAUGUCAGCGAAACGGAAGGUGAUCCCGUCAUCAUAAAAAGCGAUCAAUUCCCCACUUAUCACUUGGCCAACGUUGUGGAUGAUCAUCUGAUGGGAAUAACACACGUUUUGCGUGGCGUCGAGUGGCAAAUCUCAACCACCAAGCAUCUGCUGCUUUACAAAGCCUUUGGCUGGCAGCCACCGCAAUUUGGUCAUCUGCCGCUGCUGGUCAACGCGGACGGAACGAAGCUGAGCAAACGGCAGGGUGACAUUGGCAUAGAGCAGUUUCGGUCACGUGGUUACUUCCCCACUGCCUUGCUGAACUACAUCAUCUCUGCUGGAGGUGGCUUCGAGCACAGACCGAAUGCCAAGCCUGAGUUGCUGCCAGUUGCCCAACUGGCGCAGCAAUUUCGCUUGGAGCGCGUCAAUCCACAUCCCAGUCGCCUGAAUGCCGACCUGCUCAACGACUACAAUCAGCUGGAGAUUAGGCAACGUCUGCAAGGAGCAGAGACGCAAUUGCAACUAAUCCGACAUGUUCAGCAGCUGGUCAAGCAGACCUAUCCGGCGCAUUCCAAUCUGGAUCUGGGCGAGGCACACAUUCUGGCCGUGCUGCAGUGGGCGGCGCAGCGUUUGACACUCAUUCAGGAUUUAACCAACAGCAAGUUAAGUUUCCUCUGGGUCAAACCCAGCAAUUUUGUGCUAAAGGAUCUGUCUACGGCACAGCUGGAGCAGCUGCUGCUCCAACUGAAUGCUCUGUCCGAUUUUCACAAGGAUCCGCUGAAUGCCACACUAAAAACUUAUGCCACGUCGACGGGCAUAAAAUUCCCGGCCCUGAUGAAGGAGCUGCGUGGAGCUUUAAGUGGCCUCCAAGAAGGACCUGGCGUCGCGGAAAUGAUGGAAAUCCUGGGCAAGGCAGUCGUCCUCCAGCGGCUAGGCGAGAGCAUUAAAAAGCAAUCGCAAUUGAAACAGCAUCAACUCUGAUCAAAUU
Drosophila grimshawi is the source of this 1576-nucleotide messenger RNA. RefSeq names its product probable glutamate--tRNA ligase, mitochondrial (gene GluRS-m). The record is from RefSeq and is a predicted model, not a curated record. The transcript is spliced from 4 exons. Lineage: Eukaryota; Metazoa; Arthropoda; Insecta; Diptera; Drosophilidae. Gene Ontology annotation, molecular function: ATP binding; glutamate-tRNA ligase activity; zinc ion binding. Gene Ontology annotation, biological process: glutamyl-tRNA aminoacylation. The coding region runs from base 19 to 1569 and encodes 516 amino acids.